AUGGGCGCCCGGAAGCGCGGGACCAGAAACCGGAGAAGCCGGGACAGCCCCAUGCCCACGCCAUGCAUUCAGGCACUGUGCUUCGACCCUCUGGUGCGACGCUGCUUGGAAUGUAACCUCCUCCGCACACCGGACCCUCCUCCCGCAUCCCCUUCACCAUCAGCGCCCGGGACAGCGCUGCAGCCGCAGGAGUCGGUGGGCACAGGACCAGGGCCGGACGCGACGCUGCCGCUGCCCGGGCUGCUCUUCGGCGCCCCCGCCCUCCUGGGGCUGGUGUUGGUGCUGGUCCUGGUGGCCCUGGUGAUCUGGAGGUGGUGGCAGCAGCGCAGGAUGGCCUCCCCUGACACCCCAGACGGAGUCCAGGAAGAAACCCCUCCUGCCUCCGCUCCCAUCUGGCCUACCCCCAAAGAAGAUGCCGACGCCACCCUGCCAAGCCACAGCAUCCCAGUGCCCGCCACAGAACUGGGUUCCACUGAGCUGGUGACCACCAAGACAGCCGGCCCCGAGGAAUAG
Messenger RNA from Arvicola amphibius (Eurasian water vole), 513 nucleotides. RefSeq names its product TNF receptor superfamily member 13C (gene Tnfrsf13c). Gene Ontology annotation, cellular component: external side of plasma membrane. The record is from RefSeq and is a predicted model, not a curated record. The transcript is spliced from 3 exons. Gene Ontology annotation, biological process: tumor necrosis factor-mediated signaling pathway; positive regulation of B cell proliferation; B cell costimulation. Gene Ontology annotation, molecular function: signaling receptor activity. NCBI's taxonomy places the organism in Eukaryota, Metazoa, Chordata, Mammalia, Rodentia, Cricetidae. The coding region runs from base 1 to 513 and encodes 170 amino acids.